Molecule: messenger RNA, 239 nt
Organism: Paramecium pentaurelia
Lineage: Eukaryota; Ciliophora; Oligohymenophorea; Peniculida; Parameciidae
Source: the annotation of a GenBank genome assembly
AUGCUUCUGGAUUUAGAACUCCAGCAUUAGUUUAAUGUCCUUUUUGUAAUUAACAUUCAGUUACAACUAUUACUUAUAAACCAGGUAAUGAUACAUAUUGGAUUGCUGUAUUAUUAUGUAUUUUCUUUGGUUGUUUAUGUUUAAUACCUUUAUUAUCUGGUGAUUGUAAAGAUGUUUAUCAUCAAUGUAGUUAUUGUGGAAAAGUUGUUGGACAUACACCUUAUAAAGCAUGUUCAUGA